AGAGGUAUUGACAGGUUCCCGACCACUUUCGCUGCUUGAGUUAGCCACUACAACGCUUGUCUCCCGUUCAACGGCAGAAUUCCACACCACAGACGCGCUAUCUCAUGAGCGCUUCACUCGAAAGCUUAACGCGCAAAUCCUAUUCAACGAUGGCAUUUCUGAAACGUAUUCUGGCUUUUGCUGCUAUCUUCGCCGUUACGUUUGCAAAAUUAAGUGUUCAGGGAAUCCCUUUCGCAGGCGAUGCAGAUAUGGAUCUCAAAUAUACGGAUGACGAGGUUUUCAAGCGAGAAAUAAGCGAUAAAAUUGAAGAUCUGCAUAAGAAUGAAGGAAAGAUGUUUGACAGAAUUCUCAUGGUGAACAGCUUGCACAAACGAUGGAAAACGGAAUAUCGUUUGAAGAAAAGGGGCCUCAAUUUUGAUAAUGUUAUCAACACUGUUAACGAAGGGGAUGAUAAUUUGUUGUUCGAAGGAGAUAUCGCGAUGGGUCAGGAGGAACUUUUAGAUAUUAAAAAAAGUGAAUCAUUCCGUCGUAAAAGAAACGCCAUCCACAGACGUAAAGCUAUUUGGACAACGCGGAGAAUUCCAUAUUUUAUAGACCCUGGACUAUCGCUAAAAGCAAGAGAGGCGAUUCAAAAAGCAAUGAACAUAAUACAUGCCAAGACUUGCGUCAGAUGGGUUCCUUACACCUCACAGAAACAUUACGUUCAUUUCAAGAAAGCUGACGGAUGUUUUUCGACAGUUGGCAGAGCUUACGCUCGAUCUGGUGGUCAAACAUUGUCAAUUGGCGAAGGUUGUGAAUGGGUUCCCAUAGCUCUGCAUGAAAUGACACAUUGCAUGGGAUUCUUCCAUGAACAAAGCAGGAACGACAGAAACAGAUACAUAACAAUUCUUUGGCAGAAUAUUCCAGUCGAUCUCCACGAUCAAUUUGCAAUGUACAGUCAUGGAACAAUUGACAAGAUGAAGAAAGAUUACGACCUGAGAAGUCUGAUGCAUUAUAGUUCCACAGCAUUUGGCAUAAAAGGAGCAACCACAAUUGUAUCCCUUGAUCCCACGAAAAAGAUUGGCGAUGCCGAGGACUUCACUAACCUUGAUAUUGAGGAGAUAAAUGCACUGUACGACUGCAAAACAUCUUCCAAAACUCAAGCAAUGUCAAGUUGGUCAGACUGGACAGAAUGCGAUGAUUCGUGUUUUAAAGAACGUCAAAGAUUCUGCUUCAGGGAAAAUCGAGCGGAGUGUCCAAGCAACACGAACGUAUACGGAAUUGAAUCCGAGUACGUCAAAUGUUCCAGCUCAGAAUGUCCAGCUCCGGUUCAUGGCAACUGGGGUUUGUGGUCUUCGUGGGGGACUUGCUCGAAAACGUGCGACGAAGGUAAACACAGACGAACCAGACAGUGUAACAGACCCGCUCCAAGUAAUGGUGGCAAAGCUUGCAUCGGCGCAGGCGAAGAUCUUUCCACCUGCCUGAAUAGAAGAUGUAAUAUGGGAAAAUACGAUACAGACUUCGAAGAUGGCUGGAAUAUAUGGUUCACUGCUGGUAACCAGGGGUUGAUACCAUGGACACAGCACAGCGGUUCAACCAAGACGAUGAAUACUGGACCACAGGGUGACCAUACUCUGCAAGGGAAAGGAAACUAUGUUUACGUGGAGUCGUCUAACAGGAGGGCUGGUGACAAAGCAAGACUUGUGAGCAAAUCGUUGGAGUUCACAACGCCUCAGUGUAUGAGUUUCUAUUACAACAUGUAUGGAGUCAAUAUUGGCAGACUCACGUUGUAUCUGGUCCCAGAGGGUAAGGGUUGGUUUAUCUUGUUUACGAAGACUGGGAACCAAGGAGAAGAUUGGCAUAGUGCUGACGUCACUCUGGACUGGAAAGGAAAAUUUCAACUCGUUUUCGAGGUCGAAAUUGGUCCAGGUUACUCGGAUACUGCCUUAGAUGAUAUUUACAUCGACAAAGGCGCUUGUCCAGGGUACGAAUGCAAGGAUGGCAACACGAACUGUCAGCACUGGGCUAACAAUAACGAAUGUACUAAAAGUCCUGGAUACAUGCACCUAAACUGCAGAGUGAGUUGUGGAGUGUGUACGCCACAUAAGGCGCCUAAACCGACACAACCUAUGACUGUCCCACAAAAAUGCGAAGACAGCUACACCUAUUGUAAAUACUGGUCACAAAAUGGCGAAUGCCAAAAAAAUCAAGGAUUUAUGAGCACGAAGUGCGCGGCAAGUUGUGGCUUGUGUGGAGAUUGCAAAGACAAAUAUCCCAGGAUCCAAUGUAAUGUUUGGGCAAAAGAUGGCUAUUGCAAAACACAUCCUGAUUUAAUGAUCGUCUGUAAACAGUCCUGUACUGGUUGUCCAAGUCCGUGUUCAGACGGAAAUUCAGAAUGCCCACGUUGGGCGAGGAUUGGUGAAUGUGAGAAAAAUCCGGUAUGGAUGACAGCCAACUGCAAAAAGAGUUGUAAAAAAUGUUAAGCUUAUGUAUGUGCGUGCUUCACACUUUCUAAAAAUCUGUUUUUGGUUAAUAACUUAGGCAAAGCGAAAUAGAAAAUGCCCUAAUAACAUCUGACGUAGCUUCUUUGAGUGACAGAACGUUUGCAGAGUUACACUGAGAACAAUAUACGACAUUUUUACAGUUAGCCUUAGUACUGUUGGUUUAUCGUGUAAUUCUCUUCUACAAUAAUAGCUUGUGUAUUUCACAUAUUUGAAACUUUGCAGCUAUUAAUAUCGUCCUUUUUCAACAAUAAAGAUAAACUACUACGAACAUUUUCACUGAAUCACGCGU
Molecule: messenger RNA, 2772 nt
Organism: Dendronephthya gigantea
Lineage: Eukaryota; Metazoa; Cnidaria; Anthozoa; Malacalcyonacea; Nephtheidae
Exons: 16
Coding region: 105-2462 (785 amino acids)
Biological process (GO): proteolysis
Cellular component (GO): membrane
Molecular function (GO): zinc ion binding; metalloendopeptidase activity
Source: RefSeq, a predicted model, not a curated record